Molecule: messenger RNA, 3864 nt
Organism: Arxiozyma heterogenica
Lineage: Eukaryota; Fungi; Ascomycota; Saccharomycetes; Saccharomycetales; Saccharomycetaceae
Exons: 1
Coding region: 1-3864 (1287 amino acids)
Biological process (GO): regulatory ncRNA-mediated post-transcriptional gene silencing
Molecular function (GO): RNA endonuclease activity; protein binding; single-stranded RNA binding
Source: RefSeq, a predicted model, not a curated record
AUGGCAGAGAACAAUGAGGUCAAGGUCCCUCUCGUUGAACAAGUCCUAGCUAUAACUGUGGAGAAGAAGGAGAAGAAGAAGAAGAAGCCAAAAAAGAAAGAGACAAGGGCUGCAGAAACCGCCACUGAAAUGGAAAAGGAAACUAAGGUUGUUGUUGAAGGUGAGGCUGGCGAAGUGAAAAACAAAAAGUCAAAGAAGAAGAGUAAGAAGCCAAAGAGUAGUAAUGACGAAAAAGCUUCUUCUUCUUCAAUUACUACUACUGGUAGUAGCGGUCCAGAAUUGGGUAUUAAAACUGAAACUGACACUUCAGAAAAGAAAGAAAAGAAACUUAAAAAGACUAAGAAAUCUAAGAAAGAAAAGACUAGUAAAGAUGGUGAAACUAGUGUAGUAGAAACUUCUGACGCUACUAUUAAAGGUGAGCCAGAAAAAAAAGAAAAGAAGAAGUCUAAGAAGUCUAAGAAGGUCAAGACAACUGAUUCCACUAAUACUACUAGUAGUAUUGAUAAUGACGAUGAAACAAAAAAGAAGAGUUUGAAGAGAAAAGAUAACAAAGAAAAGAAGAAAUCGAAAAAGAAGGAUACCAAAGAAAAGAAAUCUAAAGAAGCUUCAAGAGAACCCUCUUUGGCUAUCCCUACUUCCGAUGAUGUUCCUGAAAUCCCAAUUGACACUAGUGCUUCAGCCCCAACUGAAGCAUCUCCGUCUGUUGGUAAAUUAGGAACGGUUACUGUAAAUAAUAUUCCACACACUACAACAGUAUUUGAUUUAACUCACAUUAAAGGUACCGAAGAAGCCCCUAUUGAAACUAAGAAUGAUUUCAAGAUACAUUCCCGUGUUGAUUACGGUACAAAGGGUACUAAAGUUGACGUCUUAACAAACCAUGUAUGUUUAACAGUAGGUGACGAUGUUAGUGGUCAUAAAAACUCUGAAUUGGAUCCAUGGUGGAAAUCUGCCUUCAUUUACAUCUAUCACAUAGAUUUCAAACCAAAUGGAAAACUAGGAAAAGGUGGGAAAGGAGGUCGCGGUAAAUCUGUUCCACCUCCUGCCCCACUAUCUAAAUCAAAGAAAUAUGAAUUAGUCGAAGCUUUAUUCCAUGAAGAUGAGACGUUAUAUAAAUACAAAGAUCGUAUCGCCUUUAAUGGUGAAGAGACUUUGUAUUCACACAUUCCACUAGAAGAAUUCACUUUGUUCGAUGGUUGCUGGGAUAUUUCAAACAAACAGAAGAAGAAGAAGACUUCUAUUGAAGGUUUAAAUAACAACUCUAAAGAAGAAAUGAACGAAUUAGUUUCUCAAGUCACAUUGAAAUUCGUCUCUAAAAUUGGUUUAUCAGCAAUUUAUAAAGAUACCUUAGGUAAAAAUCCAGAAGAUCAGGAAAAUAAAAUGUCUGCACCAGAUAAAACUGUCUUACUAUCUUUAUUAGGUGUCAAAUUCCUACAGUCAACCGAUCCAAUCUUCCAAGUCCAUGGUAAUAAAUUUUUUGUUUAUAAUCAAUAUGCUAAGGCUAUUCCUUUCCAAAUUGGUGCUUAUUUGAUUCAUGGUUUCACUGUGUCUUUAAGAUAUUCAUAUGGUUCUGUUUUAUUAAAUACCGUUAAUGUUGCUCUGCCAUUCUAUAAACAUACCAAAUACUUACCAGGGGAUCCAAAAUUCAAUGAAAAUAAUGAAACCCCAUACACUUUAAUGGAUUGGAUCCUUGAGUGUUAUGAUCAGGUUAAUGCUCAGCAUAAUGGUGGUAAACCACAAAAGGGUAAACCUUCUGAAAAGGAUAUCAAUUUCUUUAUUAAAAAGAAUAGAGAUAUCAAAAAUCUAAUAAAAGGCUUAAAAUGUUACAGGCCUUACAUUAAUUAUUCUGUUAACCCAGACGGCACACCAAAACCACCAAAGAAAAUGCAAUCUAAAGGUAUUGUUGGUUUUGCUAGAGAGACAGCUACUUCUAUGAAAUUUAAAAUUUUGCCAAGUGAUGUUGCUAAUCAAUCACCAGUUCCCGGUGAAAAGGAAAUUAUGAUAGAUACUAAUGACUAUUUUGCUAAAAAAUAUAAUAUUAAAUUGAAAUACCCAGGUGUUAAAUUAGUUUCUUUAGGCGGUUCCAAUGUAGUUCCAGCAGAAUGUUUGACUAUUGUUCCAGGUCAAAAGUUAAGGGGAAGAGUUUAUGAUGAAAAGGCUGUUAUUGAUUUCACUGCUUUAAGACCAGAUGAAAAAUUUAGAGCCAUUUCUAGAUUAGCUUUACCAUCUAUUAAAAGGGCUUUGAGUGGUGAUGAAGAAAACGUUGUAGCUCCACACGAUUCUGAUUACAGUUUCUUAAAGGUUCCAUCUCGUGUUGUUGACGCUCCAACAAUUCAAUUCCAGACUACACAAAUUAAAUAUGAAGACAAACCAUAUGGUACUAAAGUGCCAAACUCUAAAGCUGAAUCACAAGAGACCAAAGGUAACUGGAAUUUACAAGGUCAUCAAUUCAUACAAUCACCAAGUGAGGAAUUGACUUUAAGGGCUAUCUUUAUUAACGAUUCCAAUAGAGCACCACCUGUCUCUAUCAUGGAAGAUGCUAAGAAAUCGUUGAACAAAUUUGCCUCUGAUGUUGCUUCUGUUGGUGUGAAGUUUAAUGUAUCCCCUCAACUUAUUUUGAUCAAUGAAUUCGACUCUCCAGUUAAGAAAGUUGUUGGCGGUCGUGGCGGCCGUGGUGGUCGUGGUGGUCGCAGUAGCCGUGGCCAAAUAUCUUGGGAGAUUACGCCUGGUGAAGAAAAAUUGGUUGAAUUGUUAUCAAACGUUCCACCAAAGAGUUAUAUUCUUUUCAUCUUAAACAAGCCUAAUCAAGAUACUGUUUACAAUAGAUUGAAAUACUUAGCUGACUUGAAAUUCGGUGUUGUUAACUCAUGUGUUGUUUGGAAUAAUUUCAGAAAGAACUCUAUUCAAUACAAUAUCAAUGUUGUCAUGAAGAUGAAUUUGAAAUUGGAAGGCAUCAAUCACUCCUUAUCGAGUGAAGACUUAAAACCAUUAAAGGAUGAGGAAACUGGUUUACCGUUCAUGGUUCUAGGUGCAGAUGUCACUCACUAUCCAGAAAAGGAACAAAACUCUAUUGCAGCUCUUGUUGGUUCAUUUGAUGAUAAAUUUGCUCAAUAUCCUGGUAACUAUAUUUUACAGGAUGGUCCAGGUGAAGAAACAAUUUCCAGAAUCGGUAGUAUGGUCUAUGAUAGAUUAAGAAUUUACCAUGCAUAUAACAAUGGUAAAUUACCACCAAAGAUUUUAUUUUAUAGAGAUGGUACCUCCGAAUCUCAAUUCCAGGAUAUUGUUAAAGUGGAAGUUAAAGAUAUUAAAGAGGCUUUACGAAAGGCAGGUUCACAAUUAUUAAAUGGUGCCAAAUAUGAUCCACCUGUUACUGCUAUUUCUGUUGUUAAAAGAAAUCAAGUUAGAUUUAUGCCAUUGUAUAAGAAUGCUAUCAAUGAAAAGGGUGAAACUUCUGCAGUCCAGUCUAUGGGCAACGUUAUGCCAGGUACGGUUGUAGAUAGAGGUAUUACUUCCUCUGCACACUUUGACUUCUUUUUACAAUCUCAACAAGCCUUGAAAGGUACUGGUGUUCCAUGUCACUAUUGGUGUAUUUAUGAUGAAAACCAAUUUAAUUCUGAUUUCCUACAACAAGUUACACAUGCUUUAUGUUAUAUGUUCGGUAGAUCUAGUACAAGUAUUAAGGUUGCAUCUCCAGUGUAUUAUGCUGAUAUCUUGUGUGAACGUGCCGCUGCAUUCUUUAAAGCUAACUAUAAUGUUGUUAAGUUUGAACACGAUAAGAGUAAGAAGAAUAGGACUGAUCCAAUCCCACCUACUAAAUUAUUACCAGUAGUCAAUGACAAGGUUAAGGAUAUAAUGUACUACAUUUAG